AUGAAGACUCUCCUUCUCCAGCCCAAUUUGUUGCUGCUGGUACAAAUAAUGUGCAAGAAAGUGAGCAAACUUAAAUCCAUCUGGACACUCAAGAUUAUGAAAAUUCAGGAAGGGCUGUCUAAUGACUCAAUAAGUGAUGCUUACAUUGUUAGGAGAAGAGGACCAAACCGUGGUGCAAUUGUUCCAACAGGUGAAAGUAAAUUCCUAAACCCGGAGGUUCCACAUGAUAUAACUGCGACCUUGAAAGAAUAUUUGAAUGGCCCUUACCCGAUAUAUAAACAUGUUCCAUGUGCCACAAAAGAUGCAUUAUGGAAGAAAUUCAAUGUAAUCUUAAUGUCUCCUAUUCCAAUAAUGUCUUGUCCAAUUUAUUAUUGCUACUAUGAACAUGUGGAAAAGUUCAAGUGGUCCCCAAGAAAAAAUGAAAAAGUACGGAGAGCAUUUAAUAGAUCGUCUGUUGAUCGACUUAAGGGGAUGUUCAAUCGAGCGCGUUCACGUGCAAUGAAGUUAUGCAAUAGCUCGAAGAAUCCAAAGGAUUGGGUGUCUCAUGCUCCAGGAUAG
Messenger RNA from Striga asiatica, 558 nucleotides. The record is from the annotation of a GenBank genome assembly. NCBI's taxonomy places the organism in Eukaryota, Viridiplantae, Streptophyta, Magnoliopsida, Lamiales, Orobanchaceae.